AUGUCAUCAAACUCACCCAGCAUGGCUUUGGAUAAUAUUUUCGCCCUUUCUACUUGCAGUUCGUCUGCAAAUGCUCGAAAAAGAGCAGUUUGUGCGAAUAAUGAAAUGUCUGACGCCAUUCGUAGCCUAAUCCUCAAUUUUCAUAAUGAUGCUCGUCGUCGUGUGGCAAAGGGGCAGGAGCCGAACAAAGUUGGCAUGCUCAACCCAGCUAAGAACAUGUGGUCGACCUCGGGACGAUUCUCGAAUCCCAUUGUACAAGUGAAAUCAUCUUUGGACAAUUGGUGGGGUGAAGUCAAAAAGGUUGGAGUAUCUGACGCGGAAAACAGAUACACCACUGGAGCCCUUUACAAUUUCGCUAAUAUGGUGUUCUCUGAAACAAGCAAGAUCGGAUGUGCUUAUAAAAUAUGUGGCGGCACAACGUUGGUCUUCACCUGCCUUUACAACGGAAUCGGACACAUCUCUAAUGAACCGAUGUGGGAGACCGGGACUGCUUGUUCAACUGGCUCUGACUGCACCACCUUCCCGAAUUCAGUUUGUGAUGAUGGACUGUGCACGAAAGGACCACCAGUUCCAGGUAAGGCCAAAUUUUGUUCAGAGCUGAUCGAGUAUCGCACUCCGCAAACCAGAAACGAACAAUAUGUGCCCAUCAAACUCAGGGAUGACGGACUCAGUGAGACGAAAGUUCCUCGAUAUGCACAAUCAGUACAGGUUGCUCUGGGUGCUAAUCCAGGAACCUCUGGUAACAGUAUGGUGUCGCGCAAAUCAACCAAGGCAGUUCCACUAAGCGAAUCCUUUCCUUUGUCACUUCCUCAUGUUAGUGAACAGGGAGGAGAUUGA
Haemonchus placei is the source of this 837-nucleotide messenger RNA. The record is from the annotation of a GenBank genome assembly. Lineage: Eukaryota; Metazoa; Nematoda; Chromadorea; Rhabditida; Trichostrongylidae.